Trypanosoma rangeli is the source of this 2619-nucleotide messenger RNA. RefSeq lists its product as uncharacterized. NCBI's taxonomy places the organism in Eukaryota, Euglenozoa, Kinetoplastea, Trypanosomatida, Trypanosomatidae. The record is from RefSeq and is a predicted model, not a curated record. Gene Ontology annotation, cellular component: cytoplasm. Bases 1 to 2619 code for a protein of 872 amino acids. Gene Ontology annotation, biological process: axoneme assembly. The transcript has a single exon.
AUGGCCGAAACCCCUUAUGAAGUUACAAGUGACGUCUCUGAGCUGGACCCGGAGUCGCUGGUUUUGGCGCCAGUUCAACAGCGCAUAGAAGCCCAAUUACGAAAGCAUUUGCAGGAGGUCUCACAACAACUUUAUGAUGUUAAAAACGAACUUGUUACAGUUCAAAAAGAAAGAGAGGAGUACGGUGUGGAACUUUACAAUGCCCAACAGCAUCUGGCGAAGUUACAGGAAACAUUGGAGAAACACCACGAAAAGCACACAUCAGUCCAACAACAAUACGAGGAAAAAUUACAGGAGCGGGAAGAGCUUUCAACCCAAGCCGAUAGUCUUCGAAAAGAUAUUGAAGAUCAUCAGCGACAGUACGAGCGACAGCAAGCAGAUCUUGUGAAACUUACUGAAACACUUGUUAAGGUGAAAGAGUUCAAUGAACAACUAAAAAAUGAGGUUCACGUGGAACGUCGGGCUGCCUACAAGACGGAAGAAGAUAUUACAAAUUUGGAAAGAGAAAAAUUAAAGCAAGAUAAUUUGAUUGAUGCCCUUGAAAAAAAAGUAAUAAUUGUUGACGAAGAAGUGGCUACAGUGGAUACACAGAUUAAAAAUCAACAAAAUGAGACCAAGAAUGCGAGGGAAAUAUUGGCCGAGGCAUUAGCGGAAAUGGAGUCAAUCAAUUUUGAAAAGAAGCAGCUGGUGCAACAGUGGAAAAGUACUCUUAUUGGGAUGCAGCGUCGCCAUGAAGCUAUGAAGAAGACAGAAGAAGCUUUGCGGCAACAAAAAGAUGACCUGCAAGCUCUUGAGAAUGAGAUAACAGGUUGCCGAAAAGAUAUUCACAGUGUUCAAACAGAAACGGCAAAGUUAACGCAGUUUAUGUCGCGUGUCGAUAAUGAAGUGGUGGUUUUGGAAAAGCAAAUUGACGCUUUGGUGGAAAGAAAAGAAAAAAGUGCUCAAGCAUAUGCGAUGCUCAAAAAUGAUAUUGAGCAAACCGAUGUCGAAACUAAGAAAUUAGAAUAUGAAGCUCGUACUCAUGCGAAUGAAGUUACCGAUAUUGACAGGAAAAUUCAAAAGUGUGCGAGAGAUAUUCGCUCCAUGGAAAAUGAUAUUAUUGAGUCACUUAGUAAGCAGACUACCCUUGAGCAAGAAGGUCAUGGUACAUUACAAGAAAUUGAGAAAAUUAAGGAUUCCAUUAGAGCCAAAGAACUCCAAGUAACACAAAUGGAAAAUGAACUUGCUCGUAUACGCGUGGAUACGCUACAGGCCCAGUUACACAAUGAUACAUUAAAAUCUACAUUGGGUGAAUUGGAGAGGGAGCUGCGAUCUCGUGGUACAAUGAUUGAACGCAUGCAAAUGAAUAUACGUCGUAGACAUGAUGAAAUUGAUAGAAAGCAGAAGCAAUUGGAUCAACUUAAUCAUCAAUAUGAAGAGUUGGUAGCUGCACAGUGCUCGGAUAAAGGGGAACAUAUCGGUCCAUUAGAAACUACCAUUAAUAGCUUGUCAAAGGCUAUUACAGAAAAGGUAAAUGAAAAUGAGGCCCUUCAGCAAGAGUGGAUCAAACUUCAAACCGAUUUGGUAAAUUGCAAAAACAAUGCGAAUAAUGUAAAUGAAGCUAUUCUUGAACUUCAAGCAGAGGCUACAGUUUUGACGCAAAAAAAAGAUCGUCUUUUGGUAAACAUAGCGAAGGAAAAAGAAGAAAUUACAACUUUGGAAAGCAAGGCAAAUGCGAUGCAUCUUGAGAUGAAGAAAGUAAACACUCAGCUCAGUAAAAACUUUGAGGAUCAAAAAAACAUUGCUAAUGAAGCCUUUCUUCUUGAAAAUGACAUUAUUCGACGGCUACAAGAGAAGAAAAGAGAAGCUAUUGAACUUGAGGUUAAAGUGGGAGAAACUCGACAAGCCAAAGCAGAUCUACUUGAACAGAUUAUGAAUUGCGAGCGGGACAUCUUGUUCUGGGAAAGAAAAAUACAAAUUGCAAAAGAAACGGAGAUGGCUCUUGAUCCGACUGUUGGAAGGGCCGAGGUUGAAAAAAUGAGGAAGGAAAUUGGAAUUAUGGGAAAGCGUAUGAGUGAACUGCAAAGAGAGCAACGUUUUCUGAUUGAUGAAAUGCAGAGGUCGAUAGAUCAUCGGGAAAUAAUUCGAACAAAAGGUCAAGCGAUUCAAACUGCGACCAAAAAGAACAAAAGAGGGGCUACAAGGCUCGAUGUAGACAAAGAGAGUACCAGAAUGUUUCGGGAGCUCAAUGAAAAAAGACAAGAGGCGCAACUAAAGGAAAAACUUAUCCGAGAGAGUCUUGCUGCGAUUGAGAAAAAGACCAAUGAAGUUGAAACUACUCAACGUGAGGUUGAAAACCUUGAUGAGCAAAUAACGGAACUACAAGCACAAUUGGCUUCAACGCAGAAAGAGAGUGAUCAGUUAGAAGAUGAGAAAAGAAUCAAAAAUACAACUCUUCAACGUCUUCGUGAUGCUGAAAAAGGUACUUACAAGCUAUCAGUGAAUCCGGAAGAGUUGAAUAAGGAGAUUUCCCAACUUGAGGAGAAACGUCAAACACUGAUGGAGAUUAUGGAAGAUCUAACAAAUCGAUAUCCUGAAUUGGCGGAAGACUUGUCCAAUAUUGCCUCAACGCUUUCCUGA